GGCGGGAUGAUGAAGGAAGGGUGUGAAGGAAGAUGAGUGGGAGGGAGGGAGGGCCACCUUUGGCACUGAGCGCCCAACUCGCCUCAGUUGCCCGGACGACACGGCACGAGGAGGUUGUGGCCUCGUCCUCGCGCCAGUCUGGCCCCGCAUCUGGCCGAGGCGACGCUCCGGGACUGCCGCAGCCUCCACCCACCGGAAAAUGAAAGUAAAACAAAAGGCAAUGUAAGGACAGAACAUGACUGGAAGGACACACAAGUGAACAUGUAGACUGCGACGCACCCAAGCACGAACGCACAGGAGUGAGGGCGCAGCAUGGGCGCGGGGGCGGGCGAGGCGGACAUGGCCACGUGGGCGAGGACGCGAGUGGUGCUGAGCUGCCGCUGGCGCUGAUGGCCCCACAGACACCGCCCAUGUCACAACUCUGGCUCAACACAAGCGUCACAGAAGCGAGUGCCGCGGAGGACGUGAUUGCUGCAGCUGCGGACGCCUCUCCCGGGACUGAGGAGGGCGGGAACGGAACCCUAGCGCGGGCGGGCGGUGGGGGCGGGGAGGCGUUUGUUUGGGAAAGUGUGGCCCUGCUGGUGCUGAAGGCCUUCCUCAUGGGCAGCAUCAUCCUGGUCUCUGUGAUGGGCAACGUGCUAGUCAUUGUCAGCAUAGGCCUCAACCGCAAGCUGCAGAUCCUCACCAACUAUUUCCUGGUGUCUCUGGCCAUCGCGGACAUGCUUGUGGCCUCCUGCGCCAUGACCUUCAACGCCUCCGUGGAACUCUCGGGUCGUUGGCUCUUCGGUUAUAUCAUGUGUGAUCUCUGGAACUCUUUUGAUGUGUACUUCUCCACUGUGUCCAUCUUGCACCUGUGCUGCAUCAGUGUUGACCGCUACUACGCCAUUGUGAAGCCCCUGGAGUACCCGCUCUACAUGACCAAGGGUGCCGUGGUGUUCAUGCUGGCCAACGUGUGGCUGGCGCCCACCCUCAUCUCCUUCGUGCCCAUCUUCUUUGGAUGGUACGCCACAGCAGACCACCUAGAGCACCGCGCCCUCCAGCCUGACUCUUGCACCUUUGAGGUUAACAAGGUCUACGCCAUCCUGUCGUCGGCCUUCUCCUUCUGGGUGCCUUGCACGGUGAUGGUGGUGCUGUACUACCGCAUCCUGCUGGAGGCCAGGAAGCAGGAGGCCGCCAUCCUGAGCCGCACAAACAGCACGUGCACCAUCAACAAUGUACAGCGAGGUUUCUCCUCGUCCACCGCUCAACAGAUCUUGGCCGCCUUCAGGUUAAGGAGGAGGCCCAAGCUGAGGAAGAAAAAGGACAAGCACUGCGACAGACAAGAGUUCCAGCUUGGUCCUGUGCCGCGCAUCUCGCGUUGUGACUUGGGCAAUGAACCGCGGCCCGGAGGUUUCCGCAAGCCCUCCACCAUCUGUACUCAAGACCAAAGUACAAACGCUAGAAAAUCUAGUAAACACUUACUGAAUGACACCACACAGCUGGGCCCGCCUGCUCUUCCGGACACGUCUAGCUCACUUGAGGUGAGUCCGAGGACCACCAGUCCAGACUUAUCGUUUAAUGAGGAAGUAGAUGAUCGCGUGGACACUAGUCCCACUCUCAAGGCGCACCACUCCCGCAACAGCUCCGUCAGCAUCAACGGACACACGGGGAGCGGCCUGCCGGUACGAGUCAUCAGCCCUGUGCCCUUUGGGAGGAGGGAGUCCUUGAUGCCCCCGAGCGCCCUGCACUACGGAGGCAGCGGGGGUGGGAGUAGUCACAGCGGCAGCCACCCGGUGAUGCGCCGUGAACACAAGGCAGCGCGCACGUUAGGCAUCAUAAUGGGCGCCUUCAUCCUGUGCUGGAUGCCCUUCUUCACCUGGUACGUGGCUGUCACUAUCUGCGGCGACCGUUGCCCGUGCCCGCAGGCUGUGGUCACCACGCUCUUCUGGAUCGGCUACUUCAACUCCACCCUUAAUCCCUUCAUCUACGCUUACUUCAGAGCCGAAUUCCGGGAGGCGUUCAGAAAGACUCUGCGGCAGCUGAAGUGUUGCACGCGAGACGAUGACCUUCCCGGGGCGUUCGUCUGACCCCAGCAGGCUCCCUCACCCUUUCCCUCGGGCUUUCAGUAAAGAUUGAGAACUGCUCUUCUUAUAUCUGUAUGUGCGGCGGCGCAAACUGUAUCUGUUGUUCGAAUAACUAUUGACUUUAAUGUGAGGCGAUGGUGUUCGUGUGUGUGUGGACUCUGUCAGUGUUAGAACUGGGAAAGAAAUCUUCUUCAGGUUAAAACAUUCCAGUCCUUAACGUUCCUCUCUUCGUGUGUGUUGUCUUGCGUCACCAACAAGUGUUUCCUUCAAAACUCUUCCAGAUUCCUUCAGAACAACAACGGACAAUGCAGCUCGCAGAGAGAAGGAAACAGAGGAGAGCCAAGGCAGUGCCGUUAUCACCCUGGGCAAUGUUAGCUGCUGUCGGCAGGAUGGAACUAACGAGUGAGUCGGUAAAAUGGAGAUCAAUGCGUUAAGUUCGCUCAUCAGGUGAGGUAAUCGUCGUCUCCUUGAUUGUUAUUAGGAGGAAAGUGGAAUUCUCUGCUUCACUCGGACAUGCUUGAAAUUCUACACACAUGUAUGCAUUAUGUGGAGAUAAAACAUAUGCAAAAGAGUACAAGGUUAGUAAUUACGAAGGUCUGUGAGGAAUCUACUAAGGUAGUAAAACUGUUCAGCAUCCUGCUUUCCCCGUGUUACUGAAUGCUGUCUCUGUAGCAAUCUACUUGAGAGACUUCCAUCUACAUACGCCACGAGAUGGAACAAUGUGGACCCAAAAUGAGCCAUCUAGAAGGCAAAUUCUGAGCCACAAUCGUGCAACGCUUGGUGCCUGGCGAGGCUCAGUGUAACACACAGCAACUCUUCUGGAAGAGCGCCAGGCAGGAGUUUAUUCCUUGGCGUGACAGUUGUCCGUGUCUCCUACAUGAAUCACUAGAGAAGUUUAUUUCUCUGGCAAGAAAAACAACACCUAUUAUGCAAACACAAAGCCAGCGGAGACAAGGACGGGAUUUGCAUAUUAAUCUGCGUCUCCCUCAGCUCAGCGCCACCACCACUGUCAAGGCAACACCCUACCGGCUACGCAUUGGAGCAUCAAACCCGAGGAAAUUCACUCCUAAACUAAACUUUCGCACAGCCAGGCAGCAUGUGGCAAGGCAGCCACAGGCAAGCAAAGAUGAUCUGUCCACAGCUGCCAUUCUCCUACACACACUGUUAUACAGACACGUGUCUUACGGUACUUACAAACAUGUUUUUCCCAUUAACGUAUCCACGCACUAAUUCAUCAUUUUCAUUGUCCUGCAUGCACUCUCCUCUCGGUGCCACACACAGGCGUCUCUUCCUCUCCGCUGCUCACAUUGCUUCACUGCUCUCUCUCCGGAACUUUGAAACUUUAAUACUCUGUCAUAGAUAUUGGUGCUUUAUUUUGUUCUUAUUUUGUUCAGUGCUGUGCCUGUGUCUGUAUCUUUUAUCUUUCUGUCUCACUUUUCCUAAACAUAGAAGUUCAAACAUUUCCACGAAAACCUUUCACCUGAAAACUAUAUUACUAUCUGUCAACGCUCAGCCGACAAUGCUAUUCCCCAACACUCUUUUCCUAUCGCUCUGCAUCACUUUCUCCCUAUCUUUGGAAACUCUACUGCCCAAACCAUCACCACCACCAUCACCACCAUCACCACAACCACCACCACAAGACAGCGUGGCGCUUGGCUGCACCGGGCUGCCGUGAAGCAGAGGCAACCUGGUGACCCAAGGCAGCUGCGUCAUCUGUUUUCAACGACUCCUUCCCCAACUUUCACUUUCACUUUCACUUUCACACACACACACACACACACACACACACACACACACACACACACACACACACACACACACACAC
This is a messenger RNA of Portunus trituberculatus (swimming crab), 3888 nucleotides long. RefSeq names its product octopamine receptor beta-2R-like. The transcript is spliced from 3 exons. Gene Ontology annotation, cellular component: membrane. Bases 390 to 2066 code for a protein of 558 amino acids. NCBI's taxonomy places the organism in Eukaryota, Metazoa, Arthropoda, Malacostraca, Decapoda, Portunidae. The record is from RefSeq and is a predicted model, not a curated record. Gene Ontology annotation, biological process: adenylate cyclase-activating adrenergic receptor signaling pathway. Gene Ontology annotation, molecular function: octopamine receptor activity.